UAGAAUUUUAAAGAUGGCUGCGCCCAUCUGAAAAACAUCCCUGCAGUUUGUGAUGUAACAAACAUAAUUAAUUUUCCGACAUAACAAGCCGUUAACAUGGGUAAAAAGAAACAAGCUAAACAAGAGAAAAGUCAGUCUGCAGAUGACCCAGGGAAGAACAAGAAACAAAGAGAAGAAAAAGGGAAGAAGACUUACUCUCUACCUAAAUCUGGAGAUAAAGCUGGUCAGGAUGAGAAAGACAGCAGUGAGAAGAUAAAGGUGCCGCCCCAACUGGAACAGGACAUCAUUCAGCUUAUCAAUGAUGAACAUGCACAAACUACGAGGACUAAAGAACUCAGCAAGCGUAUCACCAAUAAAAAGCUCAUGGAUAUGUACACCAGUCUACAAGGAGCUGGGUUCAGCCACAACCAGAUUGAACAGGCCAUGAACAACACUGUUACCUAUGGGGGUGAUCUUAUAGAUUCUCUGGACUGGCUCUGUCUCAACCUGGCUAAUGACAAGCUUCCAAAAGGAUUUUCUGAAACGUUGGAAAAAGAAGAAAUCAAAACUCGACCAAAUUUUGAAAGGAAGAAAUAUGAAAAUAUCACUACAACACCUCCACCUCCAUCAGCCUCCUCAGUGGUAGAACGGAGUGUGUCUCCAGAAAAUACACAGACAAGGACAAAGGAGGAGCACAUGAAGAGCUGGAUCCUACAGUACACAGAACAGUCAUCUGACGAGGAGGACAACGAAGAGGAUAUAGAAGAUAUACACAACAUAGAUCCGAAUGAGCGGUAUUUGGAGCUGACUGCAAAGUUGUUGGAUGCUAAAGAAGAGGCUGCCCAGGUGAAAAAGGAAGGGGACAAAGUCAGACAGAAGGAGCUCGGACAGAAAAUCAGGAAAUUGAUCACAGACAUAAAUGUUUUGGAAAGUGACCCAAGGUUUGACCCGGCUGUGAAAAUCAAAGGUCUGGACCAGGAAAAAUCUGGUGUUGGCACAUCUACUGCUGGUGUAGGGGAAGCAAGGACACCAGACAAGUCAGCCGGUGGGGGUCAAGGUCAGAGUGGUCAACAGCAAGAGGCUAGUGGUGGUCACAGUAAAGGUCAAAGGGAGGUCAAGGCAGCUGCUGAGGUUGAGGAUGAAUGUACAGGAUUUGCCUUAUUUGAAGAAAUGGCUGCCAAAGAAGAACCAAAGAAAAUUCCCUCAGCAAAAGUGCCACAGGAUGUUCGUCAGUUUGAGUACACUCGUCAACAGUGGACAGGAAAGUCUCCAAAACAAUUUCUGAUUGACUGGUGUCGCAAACACAAGUGUGAGGCACCCAGGUACUACAAGGUCCAGCACCGCGGCAGCAAGUGGGCAAGCAGGUGUAUGGUUGAUCGAAAGAAGGACGGUAAGCUGGAAGUAGUUCCUGAAAUUCUUUGCGAAAAUAUCAAGGAAGCUGAGCACCUGGCAUCAACACUUGCUUUGUAUGAGUUGUGUAAGGGUCAGUCUGUCCACCAGUUACUGCCCCCUUCAUACAGGGCUGUGUGGCUGGAAUGGUUAGACAAGGAGAAGGCAGAAGAAGACAAAGUCAAACAGACUGAGAACAAGCCCCGAGAUCAGUUCAUUAGCAAAUUAAUGAAAAAGCUGAAAAUAUCUGUGAACAUUAUGGAGGCAGACCCUGAAGAAGACAGCGAUAACGUUGUGGAAUCGUGGGAAGAACUCGACGACAUGGAAGAUCUGGAUGAGUUUCAAGACUCUGGUGAUGAAAAUGAAGAAGAUGGAGAAUCUAAAAUUGUAUCCGAACCUUCUGUGGUUAAUGUUAAGUCUAAUAUUCAGAAAACAAAAGUGCAACGAAGGGGUGGAACAAUGACAGGCAGGGAAAUGAAAUGUUUGUAUGAACGUCGAUGUAAGUCGGACAGAUUCUGUGACCUGCUACAGACUAGACAAGAGUUACCUGUAUAUAAACACCGUGGCGCUAUACUGAACAGGAUAGACGGGCAAAGUGUGGUGGUGAUCGCUGGGGAAACUGGAAGUGGCAAGAGUACACAGAUACCUCAGUUUAUAUUGGAGCAAUACGUGAGCAGUGGAGAAGGACACAGAUGUAACAUUGUGUGUACCGAACCUCGGAGAAUUUCAGCCACAAGUCUCAGUCAGCGCGUCUCCCAGGAGAUGGGUGAGGGUGCACUCGGUCAUCGUGACUCGCUGGUUGGGUAUCAAAUUCGUUUCGAGUCCAAGUGUGGCCCAAAUACACACCUGGUGUAUUGUACCACGGGGGUGCUGCUACGGAAGCUGCAGUCUGAUCCAGUGCUGCAAGAUGUGACUCAUAUUGUGGUUGACGAGGUCCAUGAGCGAAGUGUCCAGUCAGACUUUCUCCUCAUCAUUCUGCGCCGUCUUCUGUCCAUCAGGAACGAUUUGAAGAUUAUCCUGAUGAGUGCUACCUUGGACAGUGAUAAAUUUUCCGCAUACUUCCAUCACUGUAGUGUCAUCCAAAUACCGGGGCGAACUUUUCCAGUGGAGGUAUACCAUGUUGAGGAUGUGAUAGAGAGAACGUUGUAUGUACUGGAUGACGAUUCACCUUACGCUCUGAGGCCGGAACAGCUAGUCAAGGAAGAACAAGCCAAUCUAGCAGUUACUGGUAAAGGAGGGGAACAGACUCGGGUGGACGUCUACUGGACUAAGGAGAACGUGUCCAAAAUUGACCGGACUAACCUGUGUCCUGACACCUAUAGUUUACGCACAAGAAACACAGUGACGAGAAGCAACACAGACCGUAUCAACAUGGACCUUAUUGUGGAAUUGCUGUGUUACUUGGAGAAGAGUCCGGAGUUUUCCCAGAUGGAAGGGGCGGUGCUCAUAUUCAUGCCUGGCUUGGCCGACAUCCAGGAACUGUAUGAAUUGUUAAUGGCUGACCGAAACUUUACAAAAUCUCAAAGGUACAAAGUGAUCGCCCUACAUUCUAUUCUGUCAUCGUCUGAUCAGAACGAGGCUUUCAGAGUUCCACCCCCAGGGAUCAGGAAAGUUGUCAUAGCAACCAACAUAGCAGAAACUGGUAUCACUAUACCGGACGUGGUCUUUGUUAUUGAUACAGGCAAAGUGAAGGAAACAAGGUACAUGGAGUCGAGCCAGAUGAGUGCCCUUAGAGAGGUGUACAUCAGUAAAGCUAAUGCCAAACAGAGACAAGGACGUGCUGGCCGCGUCAGAGAAGGCUACUGCUUCCGGAUGUACACCAAUGAAAGGUACCAGGACAUGGCCCCUUAUACUGUACCAGAGAUACAAAGAGUGCCCCUGGAGGAGCUUUGUCUACAUAUCAUGAAAUGUGACCUGGGUGAGCCAGAACACUUUCUGUCGGAGUCCCUGGAUCCUCCCAGACCCAAUGUGAUUGUUAGGGCGAUGAGGAUGCUGCACGAGGUAGGGGCGUGUCGAGAGGGGUCCCAGCUGACCCCGUUGGGUCACCACUUGGCGACACUCCCUGUCCAUGUGCGCAUUGGCAAGGUCCUUCUGAUCGGUGCAAUAUUUGGGUACCUGGAACCUGUGGCUGUGGUUGCGGCUGCCAUGACGACCAAGUCUCCAUUUGUAGCUCCUAUACAGAAACUUGACCUCGCCCAGGCAGCCAAAGUGUCGAUGGCUACCGCAGCAUCUGAUCAUCUGACAGUCUACAAGGCGUAUCUCGGGUGGCAGCAAGCUAAGAAGGAAGGCGGCCAUGUUGAACAGCAGUACUGUCAGAAGUACUUCCUUAGGAGGAAUACACUACUGGAGAUAGAGAAUUUAUCAAACGACUUAAUGCGACUUGUAAAAUCUAUAGGAUUUGGAGAUACUAGACUUUCACAAAAACAGAAAACAAAAAUUGAACCUGGAUCUGUUCUUCAAAUAAGUAAAUCAACAGUUGGAACAAGUACCGACAUUGACUCAAAAACAGUCGCCAUGGUGAAAGCAGCCAUUGCUGCUGGCCUGUAUCCAAACGUUGCCAAGGUAACAUACAAUGCCCCUGUUGAUGCCGCUGUCCAUCCCCGCAAGAACCACGUGUGUAUCGGUGAGACCAGCCAGGGCCCGGCCGGAGUACAUCCCUCGUCUGUCAAUCGGACACUGGCAGCCAAUGGGUGGAUAGCCUUUCAGGAGAAGAUGACGACAUCCAAGGUGUACCUAAGGGAGGUGACUCUAAUCUCUCCGUUCUCUUUGUUACUGUUUGGUGGUGAUAUACAUGUUCAGCAUACAGAACAACUAGUCACUGUGGAUGACAGAAUUACUUUCACGACAUUUGCUAAGACUGGGGUUAUGUUCCGAGAAUUGAGGAACUUGUUGGAUAAACUUCUGGAAAGGAAAUUAGCAGAGCCUUCAUUAGACCUGCUAGGUGACAAGGUUAUUGUGCUGAUAUGCGAGCUGCUGUGGUCGGAGAGGUCAGGAAGAUAAUUGACAAGUGAUACAUAAUUAAUAAAAAGAAAAUACUAGGACAUAUAUUGCUUAUGUUGUUA
Molecule: messenger RNA, 4430 nt
Organism: Mizuhopecten yessoensis (Yesso scallop)
Lineage: Eukaryota; Metazoa; Mollusca; Bivalvia; Pectinida; Pectinidae
Product: ATP-dependent RNA helicase DHX29-like
Exons: 29
Coding region: 97-4368 (1423 amino acids)
Cellular component (GO): intracellular anatomical structure
Molecular function (GO): RNA binding; ATP binding
Source: RefSeq, a predicted model, not a curated record